Aspergillus sclerotioniger CBS 115572 is the source of this 1251-nucleotide messenger RNA. Its product is annotated as fungal specific transcription factor domain-containing protein. The record is from RefSeq and is a predicted model, not a curated record. The transcript is spliced from 3 exons. Gene Ontology annotation, biological process: DNA-templated transcription. NCBI's taxonomy places the organism in Eukaryota, Fungi, Ascomycota, Eurotiomycetes, Eurotiales, Aspergillaceae. The annotation marks the transcript as partial. Gene Ontology annotation, molecular function: zinc ion binding; DNA binding. Gene Ontology annotation, cellular component: nucleus.
UUUUCCAGAGACCAGCUCUACUUCGAUCGCGUACAUCCUUCGAUCCCUAUUAUCCACCAGCGGCGAUAUCUAUCAUGGUCCAAGACUAGCCAGAAAUCGCCUUCGCGCACCUGUCUGCAGUAUGCAAUGUGGAUGCUGGCCACUUUGUUCUCGGCACAGUUUCGAGACAUGACAGAGCAGCUCUACCACAAAGCAAAGCAUAUGUUGGAAUCACCCGGCAACAGUGACGGUGACACGGAGCUGGUGCAAGCGUGGGUGCUUAUCGCGACAUGCGAGUCAAUGCGCACUCGCCACCGACAGGCCUGGAUGAGCGCUGGCCAGGCAUUUCGCUUGGUCCAGGGAUUGCGUUUCCAUGAGAUCGACCGCUCAUACAACAAUGAUACAAGCCUUAUAUCAUCCCCAGAAAGUGGAAGUUUCAUUGAAACCGAGGAAAAGCGUCGAGUGUUUUGGAUGGCCUACUUGCUUGAUCAUCUUUUCAGCAUGCGCAACGACUGGCCCGUAACGUUACAUGAGCACGUGAUUUGCACUCGCUUGCCAGCUCCGGAUGUAGAGUUCCAGAGCGGCCAGCAAGUGCUGGGAGGCUUUCUAUCCGAAGCCAUGACAGAGCCCACCCCAAAGGUGCGGUCUGCAUUCAACGAAUGCCUGAUACUAGUCACAAUAUGCGGACGCAAUCUGUUUCGGGGCCAGCAGCAUAAUAUAUCCAAGGCCUACGGAGAUAUGCCGUUGGACUGGACGGAGCAGCGUUGGUGGCUAGACGAUAUCCUCACAACCAGGCUUCAACUCCUAUGGGAGUAUUAUCCGUCGCCCAACGAAGUAUUUGAUCCAUUGCUUUUGUUUGCAAACGUUCUAGCACAUUCUACCGUCAUCUACUACUGUAAAGGCAUGAUGUCGACAUUGCCCACUUCUAUUGAUCGCUCGGACACUACCCCCGAGGUCCUCGAGUGUGAACAUCGAGCCUUGGCUGCUGCUGCGGCUAUCAUCCGUCUGGCCAACACGUUUCCCGAAUUACACUUUUCUAAGAUUCAUCCACUUAUGCCUAUGCCGUUGUUUCUCAGCGCCGAGUUUCUCUACGACAAUCUGUCCGGUCACGAAUCUUUUCGCUUGUGUCUGCAGGAGCUCAUUGAGAUUUUCGGUCGGCUGAAGAACGUCAACAAUCAUGAACAGAGUUACGUGGAUCUGCUACCGCAGUCCUGUGUUUCCAAAACCACCAAGCUGCUCGACCAUACCUCCAAGAGUCAUGAUAUGAGCUAG